AGUCGAAACAUGCAUUGUGUUUAUAUAUUUUGAAUUUAUUAACUAUUAUCCUGAAGCUGUCCUUGUACUUUGUAGAUUUUAUAUUACAGACUACAGAGAUACAGAUUAUAUUUAUAAUUAAAACAAUAUUAUAAUCGUUUGUAUCGCUGCAGUAAAUGAUUCGGUGAUAUUUGUAAACAAUGACUGCAACAGCGUCUGCAGCAACUGCUACUUUAGAUGAAGAUUUAGAUGAUUGUGGACCGCAACUUAUUAGUAAACUAGAGGGCAAUGGCAUUACAUCAGGGGAUAUAAAAAAAUUAGAAGAAGCUGGUUAUCACACUGUGGAAUCAGUUGCUUAUGCACCUAAAAAAUGGUUGAUAACUAUAAAAGGCAUUUCAGAGGCAAAAGCAGACAAAAUACUGGCAGAGGCUUCUAAACUUGUGCCUAUGGGAUUCACUACAGCUACAGAGUUUCAUCAAAAAAGAGCUGAGAUAAUACAAUUGACGACAGGAUCAAAGGAACUAGACAGGCUACUCGGAGGUGGCAUUGAAACUGGUUCCAUCACAGAAAUCUUUGGUGAAUUCCGCACGGGCAAGACACAGCUAUGUCACACGCUUGCUGUUACCUGUCAAUUGCCCAUAGAGCAAUCAGGCGGCGAGGGUAAAUGCAUGUACAUCGAUACAGAAGGCACAUUCCGACCAGAGCGACUGUUAGCCGUAGCACAACGGUACGGGAUGGAAGGGGCUGCAGUGUUGGACAAUGUGGCGUACGCUAGAGCUUAUAAUACUGAUCAUCAGACACAACUGUUGGUGCAGGCCUGCGCUAUGAUGGCUGAAUCUAGGUAUUCCCUCCUUAUAGUGGACAGUGUGACAGCGUUGUACCGGACAGACUACUCUGGUCGCGGAGAGCUAAACCCGAGACAGCAACAUCUUGGAAGAUUUAUGAGGAUGCUGCUACGCUUGGCUGAUGAGUUCGGCGUAGCAGUAAUAAUAACCAACCAAGUGGUCGCUCAAGUGGAUUCUGUAGGAGUGUUCAACGCAGACACAAAGAAACCCAUCGGAGGUCACAUCCUAGCCCACGCUUCAACCACCAGGCUAUACCUCCGGAAGGGUAGAGGAGAUAACAGGGUGUGCAAGAUAUAUGAUAGUCCGUGCUUGCCGGAGACGGAAGCCAUGUUCGCUAUCAGCUCAGAGGGCAUCACGGAUGCUAAGGAAUGAAGAAAUACAAUUUAUCUUUUUUAUGUAAAGAAAUAUGGAGUCUGGACACCUUUUUCAUUUAUUUAUAGUCAAUAUUAUUUCGAGUUUUUUAAAUGUUAAAAUGAAAAUUUA
Messenger RNA from Colias croceus (clouded yellow), 1307 nucleotides. It is a transcript of the gene spn-A, whose product is annotated as DNA repair protein RAD51 homolog 1. The transcript has 6 exons. NCBI's taxonomy places the organism in Eukaryota, Metazoa, Arthropoda, Insecta, Lepidoptera, Pieridae. Gene Ontology annotation, molecular function: ATP-dependent DNA damage sensor activity; ATP binding; DNA strand exchange activity. Bases 180 to 1196 code for a protein of 338 amino acids. The record is from RefSeq and is a predicted model, not a curated record. Gene Ontology annotation, biological process: mitotic recombination; chromosome organization involved in meiotic cell cycle; double-strand break repair via homologous recombination. Gene Ontology annotation, cellular component: condensed nuclear chromosome.